AUGUCAAUACAACAAAUGCCUUAUCCACCAUACAUCCAAAUGGACGUGGCUGAUACAGUGUUACGUAUAGCAAUUGCUACAUUUGCAGUUAUGGCUUUUAUAAUUCCACUUUGCAUCGAAGUCAGCUAUUCAACGAAAGAGAAGUUCAUUGGUGUAAAUGUUUUAAUGGCAAUGAACGGAGUUAAAGUAGUCUACAACUUAUUUAGCUGGUUAAUUACAGGAAUAUUGUUCAGCACAAUUUACAUAGUACCAUCAAUUAUAAUAUUUAAGAAUACUUUUUCUCAUAAUGUUGUGGCCUACUUGGAAUAUGGAAAUGGAUUUAUAUUUUGGCUCUUAAUCACUACACAUGUCGCUCAUCUUAUAACAUUUGGCAUGCAUGUUGCAGCAUAUUUCUCAAAACCACAAUUUGUGACAAGUGUCUUAACCAUUGUUUAUAUGGCGGCAGUUUUAUUUUAUACGAACAUGACAAACCAAGAAGCUUUCAGCGUUAUACCAUAUUUUGGUAUAAUAUUUCCAACUAUUAUGAUUUCUAGACUUUUUGAAGAAACAAAU
Wasmannia auropunctata (little fire ant) is the source of this 552-nucleotide messenger RNA. RefSeq lists its product as uncharacterized. Gene Ontology annotation, molecular function: lipid carrier activity; ABC-type transporter activity. Gene Ontology annotation, cellular component: membrane; intracellular membrane-bounded organelle. The transcript is spliced from 3 exons. Gene Ontology annotation, biological process: lipid transport; transmembrane transport. The record is from RefSeq and is a predicted model, not a curated record. NCBI's taxonomy places the organism in Eukaryota, Metazoa, Arthropoda, Insecta, Hymenoptera, Formicidae. The annotation marks the transcript as partial.